Molecule: messenger RNA, 1737 nt
Organism: Aspergillus clavatus NRRL 1
Lineage: Eukaryota; Fungi; Ascomycota; Eurotiomycetes; Eurotiales; Aspergillaceae
Exons: 1
Coding region: 1-1737 (578 amino acids)
Source: RefSeq, a predicted model, not a curated record
AUGGCUGACACGUAUUCUUUCCACCCCGGCGACCUAAACGCUUCGUAUAGUUGCCGGACCAGAGCUCAUCCAACAACCCACUUGCCUGCAUUCUCACCUGCGAAGAAACGCUCCUCGCCCUUCUACCCAGACCACUGCCCGGAGAUUACACAAGACGCCAGCCCCGACCCGUUCUACCUCGAACAAUCAUUGGGGGAGUCUGGCACCUGGGGGCGUAGCAGACGGGCCAUUCGCGAUGUUCGGUUUUGCGAAGAAGCUAAUCAGUAUUUCAUACCAUCCUCUACGGAUCACAACAAAAAGGAAUCGACCUUUUCCAAACCAGCGCGAGGUGAUGCAGUGAGAACUCGUCCCAACCACCUGAAUCGUUCAACACUGUCUAUCGUCGAGUUCGAACAUCAACAACACGUCUUCCCACAAGUUGCAACUGCGCAUUGGGAAAAAUACCCGCAUCAUCAAACCCAGGGCUCAGUCAGCUCUGUGCAAAGCGACACAACUCCGGAUUUGACUCCGAGCAGCUCCCUCUCAUCAAACUACUCCUCCCCCAUCUACCCGGACAGUGGACUCCAAACUUCCGAAUAUCCCCAAGUAAGCUCCUCGUGCAGAUCUUCUGAGCGCUCUCGACCAACUUGGUCGACCCCUGGGAGUGGUUCUCGUUCGGCGUUGUCCACCCGCCCAACGACGCCAGCGCGCGAUAUCGGCUUCAAAGAUUCAACGGAAACCCUGAUCAUGCCACGGGCAGACGAACAGGACCUCCAAUCCCGUCGGGGAAAACCGCUUCCCUCUCUUCCUAUUAACCCGCGACAUGGUAGCGGGAUCUCUAGCAAGCGAGGUACCAGUUCCGGCCGUCGGCCUUCGAUCGAACCCUCAAUGAUCUCACCCCCAUGCCUCAUCAAUCCAGUGACCUUGGAACCACAUACAACGCAUUUUGACCAAGCCAUGUUUAUCCCCGCCAAUGAAUGUCCCAGUCCUGUCCCUAGUCGUGGUCCGCCCUCUCCUACCGCCAUCAGUAAUGUUCUCAUCCCUCCGACUCUCUCAACCAAGAACAGACCAUCGACCUCCCCCUCGGCGGUCCGCGGUGAACAGUCAGUAUGGGAAUCCGAUUCUGACUCCGAGUCGUUGGGCCCGAAGUCCAUGUCCAAAAAGCCGAUGGACACGCUCAAGAAAGUACGCAGUCGCGUACAGCUCCGUGUCGCCAAGUCUGCUCCGAAGCUCCAAAAUUCCACAUCCAGUCAACCAAGUGCCCCUUCGUUAGAAAGGUUUCCGACGGUGCCUGAACCGCAUUUAAAGGGACCAUUCGGGGAGCCCGUGAAAGCCAUGAUCCCGACGUCGUCAGGCCACGAAGUCUUUCGACCCUCUGCCCAACAAACCCUCCGACUCGUCGCCCCAUCCACUACUUCUCUUGUCAGGCCUCGGACUCCUGGAUCUCGUCAGAACAGUGGCCAGCACUGUCAGCAAAGGGGAGAGCCUCGAAAUCAUGACUUUGAUCGAUCUGCUGCAGCCGCGCUGCAGGCCAAGUCCAGACGGAAGCAACGGCCAGACUCCCCGGCGACUUUACUCUCAACCGAAAGGGAGAAAGUAUGCACGUUCUGUAGGGAAGAGCGAUCUGAUCUGGCGAUACAUCACAGCCUGACACUUGGUCGACCACCCUUAUACAAGAGAGUGUGGGAAUCAUUGCGCCUGCUGGGCUGUCAUGCUGAUAUCACUCCUCCCAAGUCACUGCCGCGCAAGCCUAUCUGA